CGAUUCAGCAUCUGUGCUCCUCUGCUUUCUAUUUCCGGUGAUAUCUGAUUCUGAUUACUAUUUCUUUCUCUUUUUACUAAUCAAGUUAGGCAAGUUAGGCAAGUUAGGCGCAGAACAUGGCUGCAAGUUUAGUUUCUAAAGUUUCUCGUGUGAGCCGUUCAUUGUUGGGGGGUCUUAGCAACAACUUUUCUGGCUUAUUGGACUCAUCACAACAGAUGGCAUGCAGUAAUUUCAUGUUUCAGCAACAAAGGACUUUCAUCCAAAUGAGGACAGUUCUCAAAGUUGUGGACAAUUCGGGUGCAAAGAAGGUGAUGUGCAUACAAGCUCUGAAGGGAAAGAAAGGGGCAAGAUUAGGGGACACAAUAAUAGCUUCAGUAAAGGAAGCAAUGCCAAAUGGAAAAGUGAAGAAAGGAAAGGUUGUGUAUGGAGUAGUCGUGCGUGCUGCAAUGCAGAGAGGCCGCUGUGAUGGUAGUGAGGUCAAAUUCGAUGACAACGCAGUAGUACUAGUUGAUAAGCAAGGUCAGCCGAUUGGAACCAGAGUGUUUGGGCCAGUUCCACAUGAGCUAAGGAAGAAAAAGCACGUCAAGAUCCUUACUCUGGCUGAGCAUAUUGCCUGAGGUAUUUGAUCUACUAUUUUCAGAAAGUAACAAUUGUUGAAAUUUCUGUGCUAGGGACCAUCUGUUAUAUUAUUGAGGUGCAGCUUUGAAGAAAGAAACAAAAUUUUGUAAUCUUUGUUGGAUUUCUUUUACCUUUAGAUGCUAAGCCAGUGAUCAAUUGGAAUUCACAUCUCUCAAUAGACUUGACCUAAUAUUAGUAUUGUGAUCCAUUUGUACAAAGGUUUCAAUUGGUAUUCUCAAGUUUCUCUUUUCUUAA
This is a messenger RNA of Manihot esculenta (cassava), 873 nucleotides long. Its product is annotated as 50S ribosomal protein HLP, mitochondrial. Bases 117 to 617 code for a protein of 166 amino acids. Gene Ontology annotation, cellular component: mitochondrial large ribosomal subunit; ribosome. Lineage: Eukaryota; Viridiplantae; Streptophyta; Magnoliopsida; Malpighiales; Euphorbiaceae. The record is from RefSeq and is a predicted model, not a curated record. The transcript has 3 exons. Gene Ontology annotation, biological process: translation. Gene Ontology annotation, molecular function: large ribosomal subunit rRNA binding; structural constituent of ribosome.